Ambispora leptoticha is the source of this 435-nucleotide messenger RNA. NCBI's taxonomy places the organism in Eukaryota, Fungi, Glomeromycota, Glomeromycetes, Archaeosporales, Ambisporaceae. The record is from the annotation of a GenBank genome assembly.
AUGAAGUAUCUUCCAAUCCAAGAUCUUAAAUAUUGCUAUAGUUUAGAUAAUAUAUGGAAAGCUAAAGCAAUUAGAGAAAUUUACAAAAGAUUAAUAGUAGACUAUACAUUUAUUAAUAAAAAUAUAACUGUUAAAAUGCUAAUUGACCCUAAGUUCCAGCAUGAUAAUAUUAGCAAAACACUUGCCAAAAAAAUAGAUUUAUAUAUUUCUAGAGAAUAUAGAUCAAGAUAUUUUACAGUAAAAGAUCUUGAUAUUGGUGCAAUAAAUGUUGACAAGAAAGUAAUGAGAAGAAAUUGGAUUGAUAAAGAAAAAGUUUCUGUUACUUUGCCAAAUAUAUUUGAUGAUAUAGUAUCUUCUUCAUAUUUGAGAAUAGAUAUAGUAAAUUUUAUAAUUGUUAACAAGUCUGAAUAUGAUUUGGUUUUAGGAUAUGUAUAG